GUCAUAAGAUUUGCUUCAUGCUUUGAGAAAUAAAAGUGUUGUGCUUGAUUUUUGGAAUUUCAGGAAAAUCAAUCAAUCAACAGUCAGUUCAAAAAACUGAAAACAAAUCACUUUACUGAAAAAAGAAGCAUAAUUUCAAGCUUCGUUGGAAGGCCAACAUCAUUGCCAGAACUGACCCCGGAGUUGAUUCAAAAAGUGAACAACGGAGGAAUGUUACUUGCUCAAAAGUCAUUAACGUAUUUUUGGGCAACUGAUCUUUUGAAUCGCACUAAUGGCAUGCCGAGUAAAAAUGAUUAUUUCAACUACGCAAAAGCCAUUGUCAGUGCUUAUCCAGAGCUCAGCGGCGGAGACCAUGGAUGUGGGACUGUACGACAUCAGUUGAGUACAAAUGUGCGGAAUCGACGUGCUAAUUCAAAACGAUCUGCAAUGAAAUUUGGCGAAGACAAAUUGAAAAUGGGUCAAAAUAUUCCAACUGUUACGAGUAUAAAAAGCGUCCUGAUGCAGAUGGAGUAGAUGCACUGAAAGAGCUCGAAAAAAAUAUGAAUUCCGGUGAUACACCGCACCUACGUUUAUUGCUCAAAGCGUCUAUGAAUUUACGGAGGAAAUGGAUAAAAAAACGAGGCCACAAAUAUACCGGAUAUCAUAAAACGGCAUCCUCACCUGAAAAUUUGUAGCUUGGUACGCAAUUCUUUCAGGUAACAUUGGAAAUUGAUCGUGUUAUUACGUCCUAACACAUAGUCCUAUGUAGGCCCCUAAUUUUUUUCGACAUACUAGUAGAUAGUACGCAAACUAAAGCCACAUCAUCAUUUGUCGACAUCGGUAAGAGUCAUUUAGACAUACAGUAACAAUAACUCAUAGCUCAUAGUACACAAAAACAACUCUAUCUCAGCUAAACAGUAUCGAUAAGACCAACCCGGAAUUAUCCGCUUCUAUAUCAGCUGGGAAAAACAAUCACUCCUCACAGUUCUAACUCACGAUGAUCAACCGGUCCAAGUCCACCGAUAUCGUUAGAACUGAAUCACGUCGUUUCGUAAAAUUCCCUCAUCCUAAAAACUGAGCCAAUCAAACCCUCUAAUAUACUUUCCCACGCUUUUUUCCACCAGCAUCCAAGCCUGGGAAACCUCUUAUCAUCUCAACAGCCUACCCUAAACACAAAAACAAUUCCCUUCCAUAGCUCUCAUAAAGAAAAUCCCGAAGUUAUAAAAUGACCAUUUUUACAACACAACAGUCAGUUAACACCAGCUCCUUAAAAAGUUACAAUCGAAUAUCAAACGUAAUAACUUUUCUUCAAACAGUAAAAUUGUUAAACUCAGCGAAACUCAAAUUUAAACCUAUCUCAUCUUGUAAUAAAAAGUGUAACU
Venturia canescens is the source of this 1361-nucleotide messenger RNA. RefSeq lists its product as uncharacterized. Lineage: Eukaryota; Metazoa; Arthropoda; Insecta; Hymenoptera; Ichneumonidae. The coding region runs from base 211 to 513 and encodes 100 amino acids. The transcript has 3 exons. The record is from RefSeq and is a predicted model, not a curated record.